CGGGGCGCGGGGAGCUGGCGCGGGUGUGCGGGUGCACGGUCCCCUAAGUCCCGGCCCGCCGCGGCGCAGAGUCAGCUGUAGGACCCCGGCGGCGCGCAAGGCAUUGGAGACAUCUGCUUAUGAGACAAAAGUGUCCACGAAACUAUGGAUAAUACAGGAACUUUACUUGAUAGUAAAGAGUACCCCGAUACUGAGGUACAGAAGAACCGGGUCCUAACUCUGGAAGAAUGGCAAGAAAAGUGGGUGGACCACAAAAUUGGAUUUCAUAAAGAACAAGGACACCAGCUAUUAAAGAAGCAUUUGGAUACUUUCCUUAAAGACAAGAGUGGAUUGAGGGUAUUUUUUCCUCUUUGUGGAAAAGCAGUUGAGAUGAAAUGGUUCGCAGACCGAGGACACUGUGUAGUUGGUGUGGAAAUCAGUGAACUUGGGAUCCAGGAAUUUUUUACAGAGCAGAAUCUUUCUUACUCAGAAGAACCAAUCGUGGAAAUCCCUGGAGCCAAAGUAUUCAAGAGUUCUUCGGGGAACAUUUCAUUGUACUGUUGCAACCUUUUUGAUCUUCCCAGAGCAAAUAUUGGAAAAUUUGACAGGAUUUGGGAUAGAGGAGCAUUAGUUGCUAUUAACCCAUGUGAUCGUCAACGUUAUGCAGAUAUAAUGCUGUCUCUAAUGAGAAAAGGAUUUCAGUACCUCUUGUGUGUUCUUUCUUAUGAUCCAACUAAACAUUCAGGCCCACCAUUUUAUGUUUCAGAUGCUGAAAUUAAAAGAUUAUUUGGUUCAGUAUGCAAUAGUCAAUGUCUUGAGAAGGUUGAUAUUUUUGAAGAACGAUAUAAAGAUUGGGGACUUGACUGCAUUGUUGAAAAAUUAUAUCUACUUACAGAAAAGUAAAUGAGACAUAAAUAAAAGCAAGUAACAUCAAGUGUUUGAGCUUUUGAGCAAUUGAAAAUUAUGCUAAGGCAUGAAAAUAUAAUGGAUGACCUUUGAAAAGAAUUUUUCACAAAUCACAUCAUAGAUCUGUGCUCAAAAAUGCAUAUAACUUUUGAGAAAAAAAAAUCACAUGCUAAAAUGUUAAGAUAGCUACCUUUGGAAAGAAUAUGGUUGGGGGUGAAAGAUUAUACCUAUGUGUUUUACUUACAGAUUGCAAGAAUUUUUUAUAGUCAGCAUGUAUUCUAUAAUUAAAAAAUAAAAGAGAAAUGUAAUGUAUAUAACUUAAAGAAAUAUAAUAAACAUAAAAAUUGGCAUUUUUAAAAUGAAAUUUAGAACCAUUGAGGAGAUGUAACAUUUUAACAGGGUUCAAAUGAAAAGAAAGUGGUCCAAGAAAUCAUAUAAAAUAUUUCCUAUAAACCCUCAUUAUACCCUCAAAUCUUAGCUCUCCUUCUCACCUGUUUUCCUUGUGUAAUUUUGUAUGUAUCAGAAUCAAGAAAAAAAUUUAAAAAUUAAAUAAGCCAAGCUACAUGAAACAAAUUUUUUUUCUCAAACUGUAAAAA
This is a messenger RNA of Hipposideros armiger (great roundleaf bat), 1481 nucleotides long. RefSeq names its product thiopurine S-methyltransferase (gene TPMT). Gene Ontology annotation, molecular function: thiopurine S-methyltransferase activity. Lineage: Eukaryota; Metazoa; Chordata; Mammalia; Chiroptera; Hipposideridae. The record is from RefSeq and is a predicted model, not a curated record. Bases 145 to 882 code for a protein of 245 amino acids. The transcript has 9 exons.